Molecule: messenger RNA, 13790 nt
Organism: Ailuropoda melanoleuca (giant panda)
Lineage: Eukaryota; Metazoa; Chordata; Mammalia; Carnivora; Ursidae
Gene: SLC9A7
Product: solute carrier family 9 member A7
Exons: 18
Coding region: 6119-7786 (555 amino acids)
Biological process (GO): potassium ion transmembrane transport; regulation of intracellular pH; sodium ion import across plasma membrane
Cellular component (GO): recycling endosome; plasma membrane
Molecular function (GO): sodium:proton antiporter activity; potassium:proton antiporter activity
Source: RefSeq, a predicted model, not a curated record
AAUCUUUAAAAAAAAAAAGAAAAAAGAAAAGAAAUUUCGUGAAAGUACAGGAGUCAGUGCAUCUAGCACAAUGUCUGAUAUAUACCAGAUGCAAAUGCUAAUAUGCUUGGUGAAUGAAUCUGUCCUUCAACAAACUUAUCUUCCAGUUUUACAGUUCUCUCUUCCACUGUAUCUAGUCUCCUGUUGAAUUUGAAAAUGAAAUAAGACUCUAAGGUCAUGCUUUUCUGUUCUCGAGUUUCUAUCGGUUCUUUCUAAAAUCUCAGCCUUCCACCCCAUGCUAGUCUUCUUAACGCUUUUUCUGCUAUUGCUAUAGCAUUUACCGUGUUCUUUCCUUACGUAAUUUACUUAUUUCAUUUCCUACAUUUCUCCCCCCCCCCAUAGUAAAGUAGUUCAAUGAGAGCAGGAAUUUCUGUUUGUUUUGUUCACAGAUACAUAUCCCCAAACAUUAGGACAGUGCUUGGGACAUAGUAAAAGCUGAAAACUCAUUUGUUGAACAAAUGUGUGGUCUGUAAGUGUGGAGGCAAUGAUGAAACCUGUCAGGUCAGAUAGAGGCGGGGGGGGGGCGGUCCUUGUAGAGCAUACUAGGAAACAAGAUGGAGGGGGGAUGUAUUCAUUAUGGCCGGGUUAAAGAGGGUAGCAUGUUUUGAGGGAAGGUUUAGGGGUUCACUACAAUAGGCACACACCUUAUUUAUGAAUCUGAGCAAAAUCUUAUAAUUCACUUGUCAUCUGGGAGGCAUCAACAGUCGAAAGAACCCUUGCUUUGGAAUUAAAGUAAAUGCUUUUGGAUCCUAUAGUUUCUGUGACCCGGUCAGCUAUGUGACCUUAGGCAAGUUAUUUACUCUCAAAGAUCUAGUUUUCUCAACUGUAAAAUAACCCCACCUCGUAAAGUUCCAGUGAAAAUUAAGAGAUAAAGUUAUAAGUAAAACCUUUGGAAUAAAGUGCAUAUUCAAUAAGUAUUUCUUAUUCUGCACGGAUUGAUUUGAAAUUAUUUUAACAUCCUAAAACAUACUUUUUCUGUUGGGGGCAAAUUAGAGCAAUAGGAGGAAGCAAACAACACUGGGGUGGUGUAUUGUAACUGUGGUUUAGAAAAAAAUACCAAAUAUGAGUAAAAUUGAAAAGAAGAUACUAUAUUUGGGUAUUUCAGAGCCAUGAAAAAAACCCACAGAAAUAACCAGUAUCUUUUCACUUCUCCAAAAUGGUUUGGAACCUUCAGUUAAUUACAGAAGAGAGGAAAAUCCCCUAAUAAAACUGGAGUUACUAGUAGUAAUCCCUCUAAAAGUACCGAACCACUGGGGAGCCACCAGGCUCUCGGGAAAAUCAGCCUUUCCUGACAUCCUCCUGGGUGUCCCCUUCCAGGCAGGAAUCCCACGCCAACGUGAGCGUGGGCACUAACUUGACCCUCUGAGGGAAGUAUAUGACUGUUAAGUCCUCUACUUGUUAAGGGUCAACCAAGGCAAAUCUCCUCCUGGAGAAGCCUUGGACAUUUUCUAUAGAGCUGGCUGUUAAAGACGUUGUUAUCAUUAUCUUUUUUUUUUUUUUUUGGCUAAUUGAGCCUUGAGACACAUUUGUUUUAGAAUGAGGAUCAAGCAAACAUUUAUUUCUCUCAGCUGGCUUAUUUCCUUCUAUCAGAUGACGUAACUCAAACAGCACCCAAGUCUUCCUUUCAGUUGUCAGGAAAGCCAGCACAGCCUGUAAUGCUUUAUUACAAUCACAGAAAGUCAAGGAGAGCCAUACAUUUCAGUCCCCCUUCUACACAGUUUAAUAGUAUCAAUUUCUGUGUUAACUGGCUUGCCGUAGGGGACUUAAGGGCUUUACAAAACAACCAGCCCGUACCUGAGACCGAUCCAUACAGCUUAGCAUUUAACGGAUUGAACAUUGCUCCCGAUGCGAUCCAAGCACUUUGUAAAUAGAGUGUCUUCAAAAGACCCAGGUGUCUAAUGAUAGGGGAACAGUUUAACACAUGUGGUGCCUGCAUACACCCCACUGAGAAUGUAGAUCCUGAAUUGUAAAGGCGAUCGGUCCCAUAGCCCUUAGAAGAGGCGCGACGUGCCACUGACCGGCAAUGGACAUGCACGCUCUUAGCUUCUGAACGCGGGUAGCUCUCAAAAACGUAAUACUGAGUGGGGGGGAAAGGGAGAUGCAGCCCAAUCCACCCAGUAAACAUGGCAGAGAAGGCUACUUGUCCCCCAGGAUCUGCUCUCCAUUUCUUCCACAGGAGUGGGCUUGUAGAAGGAGAAAUGGCUUCCCAGAAAGAAGACUUUCUUUUCUCGCCUCUCUCUCAGUCAGAUGUGACCGUGUGACCAGGUCCUGGCUGGUGGGGUGUCCGUGGGAGUCGUGUGCACAGUUUAGAGGUGCUCCCCAUAAAGGGAAGGGGAGAGCCUGUCCUUGUCCCGUUCUCAGUUCUCUUGCCCUGCAAUGUGGGCCUGGUGGGGAGGGCCACGCCCGGGGACAGUAGAGCAGGAGGACAGGGGUGCCACCUGUCACCCCAGGAACCUUCCUACUCUGACUCUUAUGUGAGAGCGAGAGUGGGCUCCUGUCUCAUGUCAGUCACUGGUAUUCUGGUCUCGGUUCCAGCAGCUGAACCUGUUUCCUCGGGCCCUAUGCUACUAUUUCUGGAAGUUAAAAGAAGCAAAAGGGUACUAUGUAUUUGUGGAUAUGUAUCUUCAGCAAGCCGUGGACUGGCCGGAGGCUGACAUGAGUGGUGGGCACCGCAGAGGCGGAGGGGGGGAACGAGGGAGAGGAGGAGUACAGCUGGCCGCCUCUCUCUCUCCUGUGUGCCGCGCCCCAUCACUUGUGUCUGAGCACGACAGGCAGUGAUGAAAGAUGAAGAUGUCUGUACGUGUGAGAUUUUUGUGAGUGCUCAUGCCAAGCUCUUUCCUGCAGGCUUUUAGCAAUGACUUUUGUCCCUGUUUGAAGUAAGUGACUGGAUUUGGAGGACAUAUCGGUCCCCCAUCAGACAGACACCGAGGACACAGCUGUAGCGGUCAUUACAGGAGUGAGCUGCAAGGUGGAAUUGGGAAAACAGACUCUUUUGCAGUUUGCUGUUAAGGCCUGUGGCACAGAUGUUGCCAGAAGGCUGGCAGGCUGCAAGAGGCCACACAGGUAGCACAGUCCUUGGCCCACACUCUAGACAAUGAUGUCACCCGCUCAAAAGCUGAAACUGUCAGCAGCCUGAGUGACUCUGUCUCUCGGGGCCAAGCUCAAGUUCAUCAGGCUCAGAGUCUGAACCAAACUGGAGUGCAGAGUUCAGACAAAGUAGACUGUUUUCUGUGUAGACAAGCAGCAGACUGCCCUGUGUAGACCCUGAGUUGUUGUCAGAAGUGACUUAGAGGACAGAGUAAAGACAGAAGCAAUUGGUUGUGAUAUGCUUGUAUCUAGACUGGAAAAGCUUGGUGGGUCCGUCUCCUUGGUAGGGAGAGCCUUGUCCCUCCCCCCACCCCCAACUGGUUUAGGUCAGACACAGUAUCCUUUCUGUCAGCCAGGGGUUACAUGGGUCAUCUUACCAACUGACAUUUGGAGGUUUGCUUUUCUUCUUUUCACAGUGUUUUUCCAAACUGGAUACCACACAGUGCACUAAAUUCUCCCCAAAUGAAUCUCAGGUGCAUUCCAGCUGGGUCACUCUGUGGUUUGGGGAUUCCCAGGCUCUUUGGGGCAUACGAACAGCUAAUCUCCUGGCUUAAUCCUGUAAUUUGCCAGUCGCAUGUAAUAGAUGGCAGCUUUGCUGGCUAUCUGAGGAAAACCUUCAUUCUCUUACCUUUAAAUCUUGGGGACCCUCACUUCUGCCCACACCCCCAUUCCAGGUGCAUUCCAUGAUGCUUUUGGUAGUGUUUUUAGAUGAGUUUCUUCCGGGCACAUAGGAGGGUCUUCUGUCUAUGCAGCUGGCCCUGCUUUCAUUCUGUUUGCCUAAGUGUGGAGUUGCCCAAACUCCAGUCCUUAAUCCAGUAAGUUUCUUUCACUCUCUGGUCCAUGGCUUCAGAUACCAUUUUUACAUAGCUGGCUUAAGGUCUUUACAUUUAGGCUUGACUGUAAUUUCUAUAAUACAGUCCUGAAACUCAUAACUUAAUUAAAAUAAUUUUUGCUAAGGUAAUACAUAUCAUAGUACAAAAUGCAAAAGUUCCAAGAAAAGACAAGUGAAAAAGAGGCCUCCCUUUGUCCUUGGAUAGAAAUUUAUCCCAUUCUCUUCUUUGGAGGCCAAUGUUCUCAUCAUUUGGGCCAUUUCCCUGCCCCCUCCCCCAAUGUGCCAUACUCUGAAAUCAGUGUAUGUGAUGACAGAGUUAGCAUCUUCUGUUUUUUUUUUUAAGAUUUUAUUUAUUUAUCUGAGAGCGUGCACGUGCGUGAGAGCAGGGGGAGGUCCAGAGGGAGAGAGUCUCAAGCAGACUCUGUGCCGAGUGUAGAGCCUGACACAGAGCUUGAUCCCACGACCCUGAGAUCACAACCCGAGCCGAAACCAAGAGUCGGGCGCUCAACCCACUGCACCAUCCAGGUGCCCCAGCACCUUCCAUUUUUAAUCCCAGCUUUCCCACUGGACAUUCUCACUUCCUAUAAAUGCUGUCCAUACCUUCCCACCCACCCCAGCUCAAAGCCUUGGUGUUUUCUUUUACUUCUCUCUGCCCUUUUGCCUCAUUUGUAUCUUUUUAUUCACCAUAUUCCGCUGCCUUAUUCUUCGCAGUGUAUUUUGCAACCGACUUUUCCUUUCUGUUCCACUGGCCUGUCAACAGCAGCCAACUAGAUGGUGUGAUAACCUCCCUGCUCACGCAGUAUUUGACUGUCUGACGAUUCCCCUGAGAACAUGAACGUCCACUACUGUAACAUAGCUAGAAGGAUGGUUGAUGGAUUGUCUUCGUGAUGCUUUUUUGUUUGCACAACUUGCCUUCGAUUGGACUGUGGGCUCUCAGAGGACAGGAAUCAUUGUGUGCUAUUUCUGGUAUAUUCCUUUUAGAACUUGACAUGGUCUUAUACAUAGAGCCAGUUCUCAAUAUAUAUUUGGCAAGUGAUGAGCUGAACACUGUUUUUUGUUGAUUUAAGUAAGAUGUGGGCAUUUUGUUUUUAAAAACAUGGAAAAAAAUAAGCGGCAGGGAAUAUAGUGGCAAGAUGUUGAGAAGAUAGCCAGCUAUAUUUAUGAGCAUUUGUUACCUUUUCUUUUCCUCAACAUUUUUCCUUUCCUUGCUCUGUGAUACCGCACCACUGUUCUAUUCCGGGGCCUCCCACAACAUUAGCUCCUUCCCUCUUUUAUUUUCCUUUUUAGUACUUAUAAUACACUAAUUUAUUUACCUUGCUUUUAAAACAUUAUUUCCCCUACUGGAAUGUAAGUUUAGGGGUGCCUGGCGGGCUCAGUCAGUGGAGCAUGGGACUCUUGAUCUCGGGGUUGUAAGUUCGAGCCCCACGUUGGGUAUAGAGAUUACUUAAAAAUCAAAUAUUUACAAUGUAAGCUUAAAGCCUUCUUUCCCCUACUAGAAUGUAAGCCCUAUGAGGGUAGGACUUUUAUCAUUCUUGUUGACUGCUGUAUUCCCAGUGCCUGGCAUGUGGUAAGCUUCUCAAUAAAUAUUUGUUGAAUGCAUAACCUGAUUACUAUCACCGAUCGUAGAUUUCUUUGUUCUGUUUGUGUUUUACUUAUCGUUAAUGCUUCGAGGCCGGAAUGACAUUUUUUGUCUCUCUGCAAGCAAAAGCUGUAGUUUGGGACUGAGUGACUGGGCUGCUCUUGGAAGGAAGAAAGAGACAACGUCAUCAGUGGUGCCAGAAAAAGAUGUCUCGGGCUCAGCUCUCCAGUGGCUGGCUUAUUCUCCAAACUCUCCACUUGCAUUUUGCUAAGCUCUUUUGAGCACCUUCAAUAAAGCAAACAUUUCUUGAAAGAUGACCAUGUUCCAGACAUCGUGCUGGGUUUGGUGGAGCUUGCGGUCUCAUGGGGAGAACAGACACGCAGUAACACUUAGGGCUCAUCGUUGGCGUGAUCCUGAGGUACGGCACCCCUGCCUCCAGCGGUCAUGACAAGUCACUCAGCUGUACUCAGGAAGACAGGGCCUUCAGCACCUUAUUAGUGAAUGUCAGCGGGAAGUUCUUCGAAUACACCCUGAAAGGAGAAAUCAGCCCUGGCAAGAUCAACAGUGUAGAGCAGAAUGACAUGCUGAGGAAGGUAACGUUUGAUCCGGAGGUCUUUUUCAACAUCCUUCUGCCUCCAAUUAUUUUCCACGCCGGCUACAGUUUAAAGAAGAGACACUUUUUCAGAAAUCUUGGGUCUAUUCUGGCUUAUGCUUUCUUGGGGACUGCCGUUUCCUGCUUCAUUAUCGGAAAUCUCAUGUACGGCGUGGUGAAGCUCAUGAAGAUCGUGGGACAGCUCUCCGACAAAUUUUACUACACGGACUGUCUCUUUUUUGGAGCAAUUAUCUCUGCCACUGACCCAGUGACUGUACUGGCAAUAUUUAACGAAUUGCACGCAGACGUGGACCUUUAUGCACUUCUGUUUGGAGAAAGUGUCCUAAAUGACGCCGUUGCCAUUGUCCUGUCCUCGUCUAUUGUUGCCUACCAGCCAGCGGGGCUGAACACACAUGCCUUUGAUGCUGCUGCCUUUUUUAAAUCAGUGGGCAUUUUUCUAGGUAUAUUUAGUGGCUCUUUUACCAUGGGAGCCGUGACGGGCGUUGUGACUGCUCUAGUGACCAAGUUUACCAAACUGCACUGCUUCCCCCUACUGGAGACGGCACUCUUCUUCCUGAUGUCCUGGAGCACCUUCCUUUUGGCGGAAGCCUGUGGGUUCACAGGCGUUGUGGCUGUCCUUUUCUGUGGAAUCACACAGGCUCAUUACACCUACAACAAUUUGUCGGUGGAAUCAAGAAGUCGAACGAAGCAGCUCUUUGAGGUGUUACACUUCCUGGCAGAGAACUUCAUCUUCUCCUACAUGGGCCUGGCGCUGUUUACCUUCCAGAAGCACGUUUUCAGCCCCGUUUUCAUCAUUGGAGCUUUUGUCGCCAUCUUCCUAGGCAGAGCUGCGCACAUCUACCCGCUGUCCUUCUUCCUCAACUUGGGCAGGAGGCAUAAGAUUGGCUGGAACUUUCAGCACAUGAUGAUGUUUUCAGGCCUCCGGGGGGCCAUGGCAUUCGCGCUGGCCAUCCGAGACACAGCAUCCUAUGCUCGCCAGAUGAUGUUCACGACCACCCUCCUCAUUGUCUUCUUCACCGUCUGGAUCAUCGGUGGAGGCACGACGCCCAUGUUGUCAUGGCUUAACAUAAGAGUUGGCGUCGAGGAGCCCUCCGAAGAGGACCAGAACGAGCGCCACUGGCAGUACUUCAGAGUUGGUGUGGACCCAGAUCAAGACCCACCACCCAACAAUGACAGCUUUCAAGUCUUACAAGGGGAUGGUCCAGAUUCUGCCAGAGGAAACCGGACAAAGCAGGAGAGUGCGUGGCUGUUCAGGCUGUGGUACAGCUUUGACCACAAUUACUUGAAGCCCAUCCUCACACACAGCGGCCCCCCGUUAACCACCACGCUCCCAGCCUGGUGUGGCCUGCUUGCUCGGUGUCUCACCAGUCCCCAGGUGUACGACAACCAAGAGCCGCUGAGAGAGGAAGACUCCGAUUUCAUCCUGACCGAGGGCGACCUCACCUUGACCUAUGGGGACAGCACAGUGACUGCGAACGGCUCCUCAGGCUCCCACACGGCCUCCACGAGCCUCGAGGGCAGUCGGAGAACCAAGAGCAGCUCGGAGGAGGUGCUGGACCGAGCCCUGGGAAUAGGAGACCAGCCGGUGUCAAGCCGGGGCACGCGCCUAGUGUUCCCCCUGGAGGAUAACGCGUGACUCCCCCCACCUCCCGCCCAGCCUGCGGCGAUGGGGCAGCCGCCGGUGCGGUGAGGACGGCUGCAAGCCCCAGGGUUGUCUGAGACGGGGCACUGACUGAGUCGAACUAAUGCUUCUGUUUUAUUGAGGUCUGAAGCUCUCUUAACAUUUAAAUUUUCACCCAAGAUGCAGAUGGUGGGGCUUAAGUGUCUCUCAAUCAAGACAAAUGCAGACCUAUCCCCACUUUUUCACAUAGUAGUCACACAAUCCAACAAAUAGCAUGCUUCAGCGGUCUAACUCAUUCACCUGCGGCGUCCGAGCUCGGUGUGGCAGGCGUGGGGGGCCUCCUGGCAGAGGCUCCACGUCGGUACGCAGCAGGGCAAGCCUAGCCGGCUGCAGGAUUAACAGGGUGGGGGCAGAGCAGGCUAGAAUGAUCCAGAAGGAAGGCAGCUGAGAUUGGACCUCCAAAGAUGAUGGGAAGCCAGUGGUCAGCGGGACAGAACUCAGGAGGAAGCAAUCUGAGCGGAGGCCCUAGCACCAAGGGCUGUGGGGAUGGCGAUCCCACGUCAGGCUUCCAGACUCUUGGCGCUACCUGGGUUUCCUGUAGACUGAAGGUCGGAACUCCAUCCAUGAACAUUUCAACAUGGGGAAGGAAUUAGAAUUCCUUCUCUGGAAAUCUCCAGAAAGAAGUAGCUACUGAAAUGUUUAAAACCAAAGGCAAAAUCGUGUUAUACUGUUGGGUUUUUAAAAUUAAUCUGAUGGGAGAAACUGUUGAGAGACUGAGGACGAAAAGCAGUCAAUUCUUCAGGGCUACCACCGAGAUAUCUACUGUGGGGUUUAGGAAUAACACCAGAAUUUGUGGGAUGCUUCCAUCUGGGGAUUAGAGAGCAGCAAGGAGCCUAGGAGGUAAUAGGCUAGUCUUCAGAGGGGGAAAAAAACCACACUGCGAAGAAAACCGCAAAACACAAGAUUACUGUUCUAAAGACCGAGUAGAAGUCCAAACUCUGAGCUACUAAAUGCAUGAGAUUUCAGCGGCCGGGUGAGGAAUGAGAGGCAAGCCAAUGGAACAUCGAGCGUUGUUCAAUCCAGUGGAAGGUUCCGCCUGCUAUGAAAUUAAGAAUCCAGAUGUCUUAACACUGAUGCCGUGUAGAGAAGGGCCGUUUUCUCGGUAUGUGGGGAGGCUCGUACCAGCGUAGUGUGUGAGCGUGGUUUGAAAGUUAGGUUUGUAGUUUGGGCUCUUUGUGGGCGAGCUGUUCUACCUGCCCACACCUGUAGUAGGUAAAAUACUGAGAGAGCUCUUGGAAACCAAGUUUGAGAUUCUCCGUGUCUCUGUGGUUCAGUGCUGGUAUAUUUGAAAACCCAAUCUCUUAAAAAAAACAAAACAAAAAAACCUUCAUAAAAUGUGGGCACUUUUCUUCUUGUGGCAGACAAAAUAGUGGCCCAGUCGAGUACACCCAUAAUGAAACCAGCCAUUUAAUCUUAACUCACCUUUUUAAUGGUUGAUAUUUAGAUAAGACAUUACACUUUGCUUUUUGAAUUGGUAAUUCAUGCAAAAGAGACAAAAAUGUUUAAGUUCAGCCGUAGGAAAUUGCCGAUAUGGAACCAUUUGUCAAAAGCAGGAAUGGCAGUUGCAUAUGGUUUGAUAUUAUUAAAUGACUUUUAUUCCCCUCUUUCCUUUUUCUGUACCCUAAAGUCCAUUUUGAUUUUAUCAUGGACAUCCCUGGGCUUUGUAAGCUUGACAAACGAGCUGAACCCCCUAUCUCACCCCAUAAGGCUCCGAAUUACCUAGGCUAGUGAAGGACUUCACAAAACCUCUGAGCCAGAGUCAGAAAAACAGCUUUUUUAGAGAGCCCCAGGGCGGGAGGUCGUUAUGUCCUGGGGGCAGAGUGCAGAGAGCGGCUGCCAAGCUCGCGGCACAGGGGCCCAGAACCAGUACGAAUUUUAUUCAGUAGCUUUCUCUCCGUAACGACCAGCCACGCACAGAAACUCGAAAGGUGAGGCUUCUGUGUGUGGUAUUUGCAGAGGUGGAGAGAGAGUCUGGUCAGCUGUUCAGCUGGGUCUUUAUAAAGCCUUGCUUCUCUCUUACGUUGCUUACGUAUUUCAUCUUGGAGGGAAGAAGCUAACAGAAAAGCCCUGGGAGGGGUCUUGAAAAGAGCCAACCUCGUAGGAGCCACGCUCUCCUCAUUCAAGUCAAGGCUGCGUUGUCAUUUUCGUUUUCCAGGAUGCUUUCAGCAAAUUAAUAAGAAAUUACCCUCAUAAGGAGGAAACAUAAUCAGCGUUCUCCAGCCUAGUCCUAAAUCAGUCCCUAGAUUGUUGUGUUUUCCCCAAAAGGGUCCUGUAGUCCUGACUGCAAAUGUUUUAUUCGGACCUACUGCAAUCCAAGUCAAUGGAGAUUUGCCAAGAUCAGAAUUUUGCUGGGGUCGUAGUGAUUUGGUUGGAUUUUUUAGUCAGUGGAUCAGAGUAAGUCACUGACCUGUGGUCCUAAUUUUUGUUUGCAAGAUGUGGAGAAUAAUCCCGACCUUACCAGGGGUCCCAGCAAAUGAGUCUGUUCGUCGAAAUGCUUCCACCUCUAGACGCUUUAUGCCUGUGCCGAGAAGGGAAAACGAGGUGCCACGAAGCCCCCAGACCAGCUAACUCAAGGCCAACCAUCUGCUGCCAGUCGGGCCUAAAUCAGAUUGAAACUGCUGAGUGCAUCCAAUUUAGCCUCUCACACACACAUUGGCUCCGGGCGGGGGGGCCAGGUGUUCUAGAGCGCACAUGAGGGUUAUCCGGCUAGUUUAUUAACACCGUCAGCGCGAGGGCCCUAUGCUCAGACACUCAUAUCCAGUAGGUUUGGAGCGGGGCCUGGCUUCCGUGCUUGGUUGCAGGCCUUCGGGGGUUCUAGUGGGCAGCCAGGCUGGAGAGCCUGUUAGUCCAGAAUUUGCAGCGGACCCUGUUUGGAACCUUCAAGAAUGGCCUAGCAAAUUAAGUUUCCUUUCCUUACUCGUCCUCUGGAACAAACCGAGUGUUGAUCACUUAAUACAGCCAGACAGCUGUGAAAGAGUUUCAUGCACAUCAUCUUUGCAGAAUUCCAGAACAUACUCCGUGAAGUACAACUGAAAACGUCACGUUUGAACACCGUAGUGCAGGAAAGGGAGAGACGGGUGACUUGAGUGGAUGGACUGGGUAGGUGGGGGAGGGUGAUUAAAAACCUGUCCUCUUUGCCCCCUUUCGUGGAAAGAAAAGGGUUUGGUCUUAACUGAGUAGCUGACUCUCCCGUGUGAAGGCUUUGGAGAAGCGGUCUCUUCAGUACAACCUGGGAUUAAACGGAGUCCCCCUUGCAGUCCAGUCAGCUUUCUUCCUUGUCACACUUAGCUUGUUCCCAGGCCCGAAUCCCUGCUGGACUCCUCAGGAGAGGCGUGGGCCCAUUUAAUGCCCAGAGUGGAGGCCGCGAGGGGGAGGGGAAGCUUGUGACCGCUGCGAGGUCACGAGGCAGGGGUGCUGGCCGACUUCUGGGUAGGGCAGAGGGGCCGCGCAGACUCCAGCCGUGCCUUUUCAUGCUCUCUCUGGGGACUGCAAGGACACCUGAACUUUGUCUCCUGGAGAAGGAAAUCUGCGCUGGAAACGAGGCUGCAAAUACGGGAAGAGGGCGUAGGCGAUUCCAUGGCCCCUGCCCAUCCAGGGCGCCCCCGGGCGCCCCAUCCAGCCCCGAUGCCUUGCGGCCCCAAACCCACACUGCGCCCUCACAUGUUUCAUCAGGCAAACAGCAAGGGGCUUUCAGGCUGUGCUCUCUAGACCGCAAAAUGUCCUCUGUGGUUUGGUGGACAAAUGAAGGCUCUUUAGAAAACCUGAAAAACGUUCUCUCGGCUAUCCACGAACGUUUCACUUGAGGGUGACUUCCUUCCAAAAUAGAGGGCUGUUUCAUGGCACACACAUUCCCCACCCCCUGCCCCCAGUUCUCUCUCCUUCUCUUUGUCCGCAGGGGAAGUUAAUGUCCCACCGUGUCAGACACCUUAACAUGAACAGAACAAUUUUUUUUUUUAAAGAUUUUAUUUAUUUAUUUGACAGAGAUAGAGACAGCCAGCGAGAGAGGGAACACAAGCAGGGGGAGUGGGAGAGGAAGAAGAGGCUCACAGCGGAGGAGCCUGAUGCGGGGCUCGAUCCCAUAACGCCGGGAUCACGCCCUGAGCCGAAGGCAGACGUUUAACCGCUGUGCCACCCAGGCGCCCCCAAGAACAAUUUCUAAACGUAGAAACACCACUGAUGUACUGAGGGGAGACCGGGGGCGGGCGGGGCCGCUGAGCAGCUCGGCAGAGGGGAGACUCCUCUUCUGGGGCCCCUAGCUGGGUGCCCGUUGUGAGCUCGAAGAGGUGUAUCACCAAGCGGCCUUUCCCAUCUGCCGUGAGAUGUCGGCUGGAACGAGGGCUUCUGGAAAGUCAGCUUGCUGAUUCAAUAAGUAUGUGACUUCUUACUCCUCUUCGGAAAUGGGGAACUGGACGAGUUCCGUGCCGGCCUCUCGCUGCUGAGUGUGUGGAUGAGUUCGUGUAGGAGGGGGUCUGUCACGUGCGUUCAAGUGGUACCACUGCGUUCUGAUCUCUCGUGCUGGCCUUUCUCCAAGUGCCAGAUGCCAUAGUCGGCUACGGUGAAGGUGAAGGAAAUCUAGUGGCCGAGAGUUAGAAACGACCCAUCCGAAUGCUGCUUUCACUCUGGUACCUGAAGAGACCUUCCGCCUUUCUAAAACCCAGUAAGGACAAUAUGCAGACGAACACUCCAGAAAGUGAUGCUGGUCUCUUAACUAGGAAAAGCAAGUAGGCUCUUUGACAAUCUUUUCAAAACCAGACCUAGAAAUCAGCCCUUUUUUCCCCAGUUUCCAUUUUCAUAAGUAGGGCUUUUUUUUUUUUUUUUAACUAACAAACAUGUCUCAUCACCCAGUGCGAGCAGAACUCGUCAAGAGCAAGACCAAAGUUUUUGAUGUUUUAUUUUUGUAAGCAGAAAGAAGCAGCGCCCACACGGAACACAUGGGCAGCCAGUUGUCUGCCACAUGAGCCUGGGAGAAGUUGAGAAGGAAGGUCUGCCUGUCUGGCCACGUUUUGAAAAGCCCUGAAACACACAGGAGAGCCCCUGAGAGAGGCCGCCUUUUAAAAAGGCUUAACGGAAUUGCCACAUGUCAGGGUCAGUGGAAACUUCUGGGGCCUGUGGAUGUGGGAGGGACUCAGAUUGAAGGGGGCUUGUAGGCAGCACGAACUCUACAUGUGCUGUCGAAAGCACUGAAAGCAGGGAAGGCCCCAGGGCUACUGGGUGACUGUCCCACGGCUUGGACAUUUGGGAGUGGGCUUCUGUCGCCACGGUUCCAGCUGUGGGUUUCCGGGAAGCCGAGGAGUGAUUUCCGGGUGUGGGGGUGUCAUGUCUGUGGAUUUGGAAUUUAUUGCCGAAAUCACGUGUUCAAAGCACGACUUCAGAGCAGGACCACAUUCUCCCAGGUUGUCUUUUGAUUUUUUACAUAAACGACAUCUGGUCCUUCUCACUUAGGAAGUUUCACUCUGUCCCAUAAGAUGAUUAAAUGGGAAGGCCACCAAGAUUCAUUUAAUAGGUGAAAAGCAAUUUUUAAAAAUAGGAUCGGAUGAAUUUAACAAGGGAUGAUAAAUGACCUUCUGCAGAACUCUUUAUAGAGAGCUUACACAAUGUAAUCGGGGAGAAUUUUGUCUUUUUCCAUUCAUCAGUAGCAAACCGGUGGUUUUAUAAAAUUAACAGUAUAGUAUGUUACAUAAACAUGUUAUAUGAAAUAAAAAAAGUAUGUUGAACUGUGAAAAAGUGAAGACUUGGAGUUAUCAGCAACCUUUAUGUGCACUAAGGAAAACUGCAGUUAGGCCCCCAAAGUGCUACCUUUCUCGAGCAUUUUACUUAACGUUUGCCUUUGUGUAUAUGUUUAGAUUGAUAUUGUAAAGCUAGCUACAUGUUUUCCUGCCGUUGACUGAUAUUUAACACAUUUUUCUCAAAGCUUUUUUUUUUUUUUUUUACAAAACUUAAAAUAAAAAGAUUAACUGGC